CUUCGUUUCGGCCACAGAUCUUCAAAACACCAUUCUUGGUUGAUAGUGAUGAUAUAGAAGUUCGUUGCAAAGCGAAAGACUACGAGCUAGUUUUCCUUCCAGAAGAGAAAUGGGCCAAACUAACUGAAUGGACAUUGAAUCCCACGUAAGUUAUUUGAAUUGUUUUAUUUAUUUUUCCUCAAAUCUACCUCUUCACUAACAUCACAGCAAUGCUUUCUUUUUACAGAGUACUUCAGAUUGGGCCAUCUACAUUUGAUGCAGAGUUAGCCUCGCGGAUUAUUGGGCCUAAUAUUUGGUUGAAGAACUUUGACAUGGACGCCAUGAUGUAUUUGUUUCGGGAGAAAACCACAUUGCGUCGGUGGAGUCCAGACCGAGUCGCAUUUUUGAACUGUAUGUUCAGUAAUCAGAUUAUCACGGCCUAUGGGAAGUUUGAUGGAAACAGGAGAGGGUACAAAAUCGACGACAAUUUUCUCGAGUAUGGAAGAGGCGAGCUUCCAUAUCAUGGAAGCACAGGUUCAGUAUGGAGCGUUGAUGUCGAUCGUCUCUACAUCCCUAUAUGUGUUAACCAAAUCCACUGGAUCUCUAUUUGCGUCAAUCUUGUGAACCGGACAAUUGAUGUCUUCGAUUGUGGGGGUAAGAAGAACAACAGGGUCAUCGAAGCUUUUGCCGUCCUCAUUCCACGAAUCGUCAAGGCAGUCCAGUCGCCAGAGAGGAAGAAAGAUUUCAAUGUGAAACAGUAUACUGUUUCAUAUGUCCCCAUGCGCGGCCUAAACAUGAGUGGUAAUGAUUGUGGUGCUUAUUCAUUGAAGUUCAUAGAGUGCCAUCUACUUGGAUUAGAUUUCUCAUUGGUGAACGACGAGAACAUCAAAGAAGCCCGACACAAGAUAGCUUUUGAUCUUUGGGAAGCAGCAAAUGAUGCGGUCUUGCAAUCUCGGAUGUCUACAUUUAAGCCUCCAAAACGUGCUCCGGUGAAACCUGUUGACCUCGGUUGACUUCAUGAUUUUUAGCUUGAUCCUCUUAGAUUUCAAGUUUGUUUCUUCUUUGGGUUUAAGACAUGGUUAAUUGAUUCUUACAUUACUCUUAUUGUUAUGGAAUUAUUGGUUUUUCUACUAUUUUACUGUUUCAUGAAUUACUUUAAGGAAAUAAAUCACAUAGGGUGUCAUUAUAUACUCUAAACCCUAAAAUACCGUAAACCCUAAAUCAGCUCCGAUUCAUACUCUAGAACCUAAAGUAACUUUGAUUCAUACCCUAAACCGUUUAUUAGCUAUGAUUCAUACACUAAACCGUUUAUUAGCUAUGAUUCAUACCCUAAAUCCUACAUUAACUAUGAUUCAUACCCUACACCCUAAAUUAGCUUGAAGUUAUAUCAAAAACUUUAGUAUAGAUAGGUUUCAAAUACAAUACCCUAAAUCACAUAAAGAAAGAAAAAUAAUUUUUUGUUUUAAAAAAUAAAAAUUAAGUAUAUUCAAAAGACGAUUUUAAGUUGGAGUUAUAGAAAUUCGUAUUUUCAAAAUUUGUCUUCUUACAAUUGUCAAAUGUCGAUUUUUGUGUAUUAGGGUGUAGUAUUUUAGCAGUCAAUAUAAGAGUUAUAGAGUAUUAACCGUUUAUGGUUUAUACCCAGUAGGCCCACCCGAAAGUUAUUAAAACCCGACCCUGAACCCGGAUCCACACACCCCCAAAGACGUGAUUUUCUUUUCAGUUGUCGAAACCUAAGAAAAAUAAAUUUGAGAGAAAAGGGGAUUAGGGUUCUUUGUCUGCGAUUCCUGUGAGCCUCGAAACGAAUUAACAAUGACCAGUUCGACGACUUCUUCUGCUCGUUUUCCUCGCAUCUCUAAUCAUGGUGUGCCCACAAGAUGUUGGUGUGGCGAGGGUAUAACCACUUUUGGUUCAUCGACGGCGGAGAAUAGGUAUCGACGAUUCUACAGAUGUCAAAUCGCAAGAGAUGUAAGUCCAUGUUUCAAUUUUGUGUUCCACAUAACACCAUACUGACUGAUUUUUGGUUUCUUUUGCUAUAGAGAAAAACUGAGAAUCAUCUAUUUAAAUGGAUUGAUGAAGCUUUGAUUGACGAGAUACGGAUGGUAGAUGCGAAACAUGAGAGAGUUGCUCAAGAGAUUACAAAGUUUGAAGAAAGGGUUAUGGAAAAAGUGAAGUCCGAAAUUGUUAGAGUUGAAUCUGAGAUGUCAGAAAAGUUCAAAGAGAAGGUGAACUUGGAGAUUGCUAGAGUUGCACAGGAUAUGAAACAGAAGCUAAAGAUUACGACGGUUGCUAUGGUUGUUGUGGGAGCAAUCGUGGGAAUAUGGACUUCUCUUACUGUCUGAUCAAGUUUCAGUGAUUGGUUGCUUGUCGUUUGAGUUUGAUGGGUUCAAAAUAGCUUAAGAUUGCAUUAUUGUUUUCAUUAUGAUCGCCUAUAAUACACUUGAUGGCUUCUUGUUGACUCUCGGUUGCUGACUAUUAUCAGCUUCAGUUCACAAUCUAAUACUUUUCUUCUCCUUUAUGUUGUUUCAAAGCUAGUAGCUUCAGUUCACAAUUUUCUUCUCCUUCAUGUUGUUCACGAAGCUAGUAAAAAUACAAGAGAGAUAACACGAUGUCUAAUAUCCAUAACCAAGAACAAAAAAAUCCAAAACCAAGCAAAACGAGUAAAUCAAGUAACCAACACCAUAAUGAAAAACAAGCUAAUCAAAAGCAAGAAAAAUCCAAAACAACGAACUGACUAAAUCACUCUGUCGCAUGUAGCUCUGUUAUGAUUCUCUUCGCCACAUCGACUGCAUCUGCGCCUCUUCUUUUCUUCAGCUCCUUGCGAUGAACGAAGUUUGUCUUCGACCGUCUCGUAUCUGCGCUUUCUUCUCCUUCCUGCUCCUCUUCUUGAUUCAGGAGGUUCCACAUUAGCAUUCCAGACAUCAUCUGGAACAACCCAACUAUCCUCCGGAACACCUAUUGGAUUGAUAGUUUCUUCAUAAGCUGUUCUCCAAGUGGAAGUCGUGUACAUUUCAUCCGUUAGUGAGGAUGGGGCUCGACCAACUGUUAAACCAGCCUUGAU
Molecule: messenger RNA, 3037 nt
Organism: Brassica napus (rape)
Lineage: Eukaryota; Viridiplantae; Streptophyta; Magnoliopsida; Brassicales; Brassicaceae
Exons: 2
Coding region: 210-992 (260 amino acids)
Biological process (GO): protein desumoylation
Cellular component (GO): nucleus
Molecular function (GO): deSUMOylase activity
Source: RefSeq, a predicted model, not a curated record